AUGGCCAGCCCCGAGCGGUCCGGCUUCCCUGCGCGCACCAAUAGCCGCCUGGACUCGUUCUUGAGGAGGCAGCUGGCGCCUGAGGUCUACGACACAGUCCGCGCCUACGAGCCCUGCAUCGUGGUGUCAGACUCGGAGAAGCACACCUCCAAGUAUGUGGUGCUCAGUGACCGGCUCAUCUACUUGACCGACAACCCGCCCAAGUCCAUCCGGAAAGUGACAUUAAAGCACAAAGGAAAAGUGUAUUACUUCAUAGCUAUCAAAUUGGCAAGAUUAGGCAGUCAGACUUUAGCUUUUGCUAAGAUUGAUGAUUACCCAGAAUUUCUGAGUUCACCAGAUAGAGAAAUCAAUCAACACAUUCGUAUCAUCUAUUCUUCACCUGGUUUGAAAAAAAAGUGUGAAAAAUCAAAAGGUGUCAGGAAAUUCCUUUUUCCAUUUCAUCAUGUCAGUGCUAACAAAAAUGUCAAGGAAGAGAAUGAUGGACUUAUCUUUUGGAGAGGUAAAGAGCCUAGAAGUCUGAGUGAAUCCUCUCUCAGGUAUGCCCAGGAGAGCUACAGAGCCUUGGACGACUCAACUUACAGUUCUCCUUCAGACAUCAACAAGCUGUGCCUCCAGGGCCAAGGUGCCUUUCGACCCUUACCUGUUCCCCCGAGGAGGACAGGUCCAUCCACAGCAGCCGCUGGCAGGGCUGUCAGCUCACCAUCUCGCACAGCAAACACAAAAGAAUGCCAGGGACUUCCAGAUCACAAAGACUGCCCAAGUGAAAUCUCUCUCAAGUGUGAUGGGAACAGAAAUGAGUUUCACUUACGAAAUUCUCUCCCAGUUUCCCCUUUGGAGAGUGAUUUAAACCUAGAGAAAAAGGAAUCAGAACUUCAUUUGUACAUUGUUUCUGCAACUUCAUCUUUAUUUCUUCACUUAAAAAGUUCAUGGAACAAUUAUGUUAUAAAAGCUACUCUUUUACAAGAUCCCCUAUAUGCUACUGAGGUCAGUCCUGUUCUUCGAAGUCCAAAGCCAUAUAGAUCUGAGGAGAAAAUUAAGCACUUCAGUCAACUAAAAUCUGAACUUUUUCUUAAAGACAAUACUUUGAGGAAGAUACUUUGUCUAAUUAUGGAACUUAAAGUAGCAGCCCAGAAAAAUUUCAUUCUGAAAAGGCUUUUCUGGAAAACCAGUGAUCUUUUCUAUUUCCUGGUGAACAAACUUCAUGAAUACUUGCCAGAGUCUAGGAAUAAGAAUGCAUUUCAUAAUAAAAGCCAAAGGGCUGAUGAGCUGGCGGCAUGCAUUGAAAUUAUACAGACCUUAGGACUGAUGUUCAGAGAGACAGAAACUGAGUCAUCACGCCUGAACACACUGGCAGCUAAGAAGGGAACACUAUUUAAUCUCUUGGUGAUUUUAAUUAGCAAACCUCAGAUUCCAAAAUGUUGUCCUGUGUUCGAUAUUCAUUUGGUGGCUGAUUCAACUUUAGCUGAAAUAUCUUUUGAUGCUGAGUUACAGAAGCUUAUCCUGGAAUAUACAGAUAAUGCUACAGCACUUUUAUAUGAGAUACUUCUUGUCUUUCAGCAGGGAAAUCUUGGGUUGGGGUCAACAACAUUUCCUAUUACCUGGAUGAUGUCCUUUCUACAAAGUUGUCCUCCCAUAAUUACUUUUGUGGCCAGUAUUGUGAAACGAGUGGUGAAGGGGUUCUCAGCUUCAUUUCAGCUGCUAAGUCCCUGCCAAGCAGUUCUGUUGUACCAGCAGUUUUACAUCCUCAAGAGCUGCCUGCAGUACAGCAAGACUCUAGCUGAGUAUAUCAGGAAUGACUACAGUGAAGAAUUCAGGUACUUUAUCCACAUGCCAGCCUUGAGAAAGAGACUUCCAUUGUGUUACCCUAUUACCCAGCCAACCACUCAACUUUUUCAUGAAGUUCUGAAAUUGGUUGAACAGAAACAAUAUGUAAAAUGUUAACAAGAGUAUAAAAUGUUAACUGAAACACAAUAGUUAAAAGAAA
This is a messenger RNA of Fukomys damarensis (Damara mole-rat), 1984 nucleotides long. It is a transcript of the gene CUNH12orf56, whose product is annotated as chromosome unknown C12orf56 homolog. Lineage: Eukaryota; Metazoa; Chordata; Mammalia; Rodentia; Bathyergidae. The coding region runs from base 1 to 1941 and encodes 646 amino acids. The record is from RefSeq and is a predicted model, not a curated record. The transcript has 14 exons.